GUCGUCUUUUCCAACAACUUACGGCCGAGACUCGCAACUUUCCUCCACACCGACACCUCUCCUUCUCACAUAUCCUUGCAUCUGACCCGGGGUCACCUCACCGUAUCCCACUGGCUGCAACAUCGCUCUGUCGGUCCCCGUCCUUGAGUCUGUUGCUUCCCUCCACUUACUUCAACCCUGGACAAACAACGCCAAGGCGGCGCAGGUGACAGUAUGUGGUGCAGUGUACCGACUGUUCUCUUGGUGUUGUUGUCGAUGCGGGCAUGGAUCGACGGCGUUGAAGCCUUCUCUUGGGGUGGCGUCCAAACGAGAGCAGAACCCCCCAGGUCUCUCGAAGAGCAUUUGGUGAACCCAUCGGUUAUGGUUCACGACGCAUCACGCUUGCCGAAUGUCUAUGCUGUCGCCAUGCAGGAGCUCCAAGAACUCGAAUCUGAGCCUCUCUGCCAUCGAAUCGCUGCCCGGCUCCUGGUCAACAACUGCCAGCUGCUGGAAGGCAAAGAUGACGCCACCGUCCUAACCGAUAGCGGCAGACAAAUCCGCGACUUCGUGGACUCUUAUGCCGCCAGUCUUGCUAUCUGUGAUCUGGAAAGAGGCAGUUUUGUCAUCCCGUCUGGUUGUGCACCGUUCAGAGAACUUGCUCUGGCUAAUCUGCCGGCCUCAAAGGUUGCUCAGCUUCACGUCUCAACUCGGCAAAUAGACUCGUGUCUCUCGGGCUUAGCCAAGUCCGACUCUGCGUGGAAUACGUGGGUGAGUUACCGUCAUAAAGCUCUCAGGUUCUGCGAAGCUGCUCGCGCAGACAACGACAAAGCCCAGAGCAUUCGUCUGUAUCAACGUCUCACAGAAGUACUCUCCAAACUCUCCGAGGGAGUUGAACAAGAGCUUGAAGCCCACUUACACGCGAUCAACUUGAGAACAGCCGAGACUACAGAGCAGCUUCGCCAAAUGAGCCCAGACAUCGAUCAGUUGCGAAACAGCUUACAAGAUCUGGACAGAUUCGUUUCUGGGGACGUGAUGCAGAUGGCGCAGGCAUCAAAUUCCGCGAUGCGAGGCGGUCUCGAGGAUGCCCAGAACCUGCAACAGCUUCUGACGGUGCUCCUCAAAACGGUCCUUAGCAGCAAUGCCGAGGUUGCAGCAUCACAUGAGCUGGCACUAACAAACUUCAAAGAUCGAACUGGUAGCGAGGUCGCUGUCGUCAUGGCUGCGCUCGCAACAGCUGUAGCAUCGUCUGCAUCUCUUCAUGAUCAGCUGGAGCUAUCACAUCUUCGAGCGGUUGAAAUAGCUGAUCGGCAAGAUCAUCUUGAGAAGGGAUUGGAAAGACUUUUAGACAUUACCGACGACAUUUCCUCGAAAUACGACUCACACUCUGAGAAACUUUCACACGUGAACCAGAUAUCAGAAGACCUGCUGGAUACACUAGACGAUAUGGCCACAUCGACAUCGGAAGUUCGAGGAUCUUUCACGCAACGACCGAGUUGGACGAGCUGGGUGCCGUAUGUGGCGUGCCCGGCCGCAUCUUUGCUCAUGGGAUCUUAUGGUCUUCCGCCAUCGGCAGUGCGGAACCUGGGACUCAUUGCGCUCGGCGAACUUGCUGGCUUCGUUGUAUCUUAUGCCAGAUAUCUUACGCCUGGUAUCCUUGAGGCCAAUCACCAUACGUCCCCGAUAAUUGGCGCCAUGAACAAAACCUUCAUCUCCACGGCGGACCCCAAAGAUCUUUUCAGAGACCUGCCGCUAGAUAUUCGCAACAUCCGAGGAUCGAGGACGACUUGAGGGGUGCUGAAUGAGAGCGACAUUUGACAUACAUCUCCACAUCGAAACACCUACAAAGUUUAUAACAUCUGGGCAGGGCGAAAUUGUUUCUGGCGUUUGCGAUUUUAUCUUUUACCGUCCUCUUUGCUUUUCGUUGAUUUUUCGGGACGAGUCACUUGACCAUGGACGUUGCAAGCGGUGGAUAUUAGUACUGGGAAAAGGGUUGCCUCUGACAUCAUUUCUCGCAUAUGGACUUAGCAAAUCGCCUAUUCGG
Colletotrichum phormii is the source of this 2020-nucleotide messenger RNA. RefSeq names its product nuclear membrane fusion protein Kar5. Bases 214 to 1767 code for a protein of 517 amino acids. Gene Ontology annotation, biological process: nuclear membrane fusion involved in karyogamy; karyogamy involved in conjugation with cellular fusion. Gene Ontology annotation, cellular component: endoplasmic reticulum membrane. The record is from RefSeq and is a predicted model, not a curated record. The transcript is spliced from 6 exons. Lineage: Eukaryota; Fungi; Ascomycota; Sordariomycetes; Glomerellales; Glomerellaceae.